Cornus florida is the source of this 1631-nucleotide messenger RNA. RefSeq lists its product as uncharacterized. Lineage: Eukaryota; Viridiplantae; Streptophyta; Magnoliopsida; Cornales; Cornaceae. Bases 131 to 748 code for a protein of 205 amino acids. The transcript has a single exon. The record is from RefSeq and is a predicted model, not a curated record.
UUUUACCAACCAAACACACACACACACACACAUAUAUAUAUAUUCUGCUCAGUUCGGGAGCCACUUUUGAUUUGAUUUUGAGGUCGUUUCAUAUUAUCACUUCUUUUUUUUUUUUUUUACCAACCAAAAUAUGGAUUUAGAAUCUUCUUCAUCCAAGGUGAAUGGGAAGUAUGUUCAUGGGCCUUCUUCAUCUUCCAAACGCAUGAGCAGAAGGAACAAAUGCUUGUUGGUGACUUUUGCGGUAAUAUUGGCGGUGCUUCUUCUAAUGGUGAUUUUGGGACUCACCGUCUUCAAGCUCAAGAAUCCCGUCACCACUGUUAACUCCAUCUCUCUGAAGGAUCUCCAGCUCGGGCCCACAUCACAGCUGAAUAUGACCGUCGAUGUCAAUCUCUCCAUUAAAAACCCUAACAAAGUCGGGUUCAAGUACACCACCAGCUCUGCCUUGUUGAAAUACAGAGGCGAACUGGUCGGAGAAGGGCCGAUCCCGGCUGGGGAGAUAUCGUCCGACCAAACCCUCUCUAUGAAUAUCACUUUCAUGGUGUUGGCGGAUGAAUUGCUCAACAAUUCCAAUGCGGAUGACUUCUUCGGUCCAUUGCCUCUCACCGCCUACACUCGACUUUCCGGCCAAGUUGGUAUCUUGGAUAUAAUCAAAAUUCAUUUAGUUUCAUCUACCACCUGCGAUUUGACCAUUAAUGUUGUGACUACAACUGUUGCCAAUCAAACUUGUCACUAUAAAACCAAAUUAUAAACUUGUCACAUCUGAUGAUGCCGACUUAUCUAGUCCUUAUAUGUGCGCUUGUCUUUCUCAUUCUUUUUUUUCAAUCGUCUGUUUUUUUUUUUUUAAUGUACCGUUCUUCCCUUCAUAUAUGACAAUAAAAGGUUUCGUAUCAACCCCAAUUUUUUAAGUAGUGAGAAAAUUCUGAAUUUAAAUACCUGAUCUCAUUCAUAUUCCCAAAACAUUAAACUCGUAGUAUUAAUGUUGUGUUGGUUGUAUGCAGCAGGCGUUAGCUUCUAGAUUUCGGUUGCAGAGUCCUAAGGAAGAACUUUACUUGAAAUAUUACUAUAAUUUAGUGAGCCAAUGUAAAAACAAGUGUUGUUAGUCAUUGAAAAGCGACCAAUGUUUUGAUGUUUUCAACUGAAUGAUUGCAACAGAGUGACCGUGAUUGGUGCAACCAAUAAAACUUUCAACUAAUGAAUGAUUGCAACAUAGGUUGUUUUUACUCACAAACUGAGCGUUUUCACAUGAACUAGGUGGUUGUUACCUUAAAGAAUCCAAGUCCUUAGUCCAUAGCAGGAAUUGACUUUUUUUUUCUUUUCUUUUUUUCUUUUUAUUUUUCUUUUUCUUCAAUCGGAUAGCGGUUUUUGCACUACUGUGAGUGAAUUUCCUGGUACUGGCAUCUUCAUCCGUAUAGCUCGGCCCAAUAAGCAAUUAUCAUAAAAAAUUCAUGUAAAUUAAGGGUUUGUAGAUUUAUGGGAUAUUCAUGAGGUUUCUCUUGAACCCCGACUUCUUUUUGGGAGAUGAGAGAAAUAUCGUUAGGUCAGUGGGUUUGAGUUUUAAUGAAAAAUAAAGUUCAAUCUUAUUGACUUACUCCAAAUAGUUGUGAAGAUAUUUCAUGGAAAGAAGGAAGAGG